AUGAACCACAUUAAACUUAAAGCCAUUUAUAGUUUUAGAAGUGAACAAAAUAAAAGUGGACGUUUGGAAAAUGGAAAACAUUGUUUGGAAACUUUUAAAAAUCGAAAAAAUAAUUUCAUAGGAAAAGCCAUACAAAUGUUUAUGAAACAGUUGAAGUAUUCUAAGGUUGAUGCGUGUUAUGUGUGGAGAGUUACUUCAGGACAGAAAACAUUGAUUUUUCAAGCAAGUUAUAAUUGUUCAGGUCAUUGA
Messenger RNA from Clunio marinus, 249 nucleotides. Lineage: Eukaryota; Metazoa; Arthropoda; Insecta; Diptera; Chironomidae. The record is from the annotation of a GenBank genome assembly.